Messenger RNA from Nymphaea colorata (pocket water lily), 4388 nucleotides. RefSeq names its product inositol-tetrakisphosphate 1-kinase 2. The transcript is spliced from 14 exons. Lineage: Eukaryota; Viridiplantae; Streptophyta; Magnoliopsida; Nymphaeales; Nymphaeaceae. Gene Ontology annotation, biological process: inositol trisphosphate metabolic process. Gene Ontology annotation, cellular component: cytoplasm. The record is from RefSeq and is a predicted model, not a curated record. Bases 3477 to 3974 code for a protein of 165 amino acids. Gene Ontology annotation, molecular function: inositol-3,4,5,6-tetrakisphosphate 1-kinase activity; ATP binding; inositol-1,3,4-trisphosphate 6-kinase activity.
AUAACCUGUCCGCUGCUUCUCUGGUUCUCUCCCUUCUUCCUUCGGGCUCCAACAGUACUCUGUAGCAGCGCCGCCCACCGUCGACCUUCCAUUGGUGGUGAGGGGUGACUCCUCCACCCUUCCCCCGUCACGGCCAGAACAGAAGAUUAGGAUUUCGACGGUCGGUUUGUGUGUAUGUGGAGAAUGGGUACCGACAGCACUACCGGCCAUCCGUUGUCGAUUUCUUGUUCGCCGGUGACUUACGGCCAUUCCCCAUCAGGUUUCAUGUGGUUUAUUCGAUGAUUUUGAGAAGAUUUGCAGAAGGAGAUUAGCUGGUCAUAAUUAGUGCAGGAGGAAGAACCCUGCCGAUUCUGCUACUAGGAAUCAUUCUCAAGGCUACAAGGAAUCCUUUAUUUUCAAGUGCCAACUAGUUCAAUGUCACACAGUUUUGUGGACCCGGUCCUGAUGACAACGUGGAAUCUUUUGGAGGCACAUCUAACUCCACAAAUGUUUGUCCAGUCCAGGCAUGUCCAACCCAAAAUUUCUAUGAAUAAAGUUGGAUAUCGUUUAAAAAGCCCUAGCAUCUCUAUGUUUCUGCCAUACGUUUCAUGCUUUUAUUUAUCUUAUGUCUGACCUUGAUUUGGAUCUUGAUGUCAUGCUGGCAUCAAUUGCUGCUCUACUUGUAGUUUCUUCUCUCAUUGAAGAGUGCAUACUGAAGAGUAUAGUAAAAUUAACUAAAAACAUCUGUGUAAGUACCCUUGUUUUUGUUCAUGCAUUGGCAUGUGUAAAUGGUUUUCUAGUGUUCAGGACUUUAAGUUGCACAUAAUUAGUUUGACUUGGAGAUGUUUCCUUUAUCCCUUUUUCAGUGCUAAAACUUGAGUUGAUUGUAGAAACGUUAGCUUUGGUUAUUCACAUGUAAGCCGUUUAGUGGGUCAAGGUCUAAUUUGAUUUGAGUUCCAUAUGGAAAUAAUUGGUUAUCAACAACAACAUUGUGAUGGUUGGGGUUAUUUGGGGUAUUGGAUUUUGGUAUCAUAAAAAUGAGACCUUAGCUUACGAUGCUUCCUUUUUUACUGAUGUUUUAUCCUUCUUUUUGUGCUUUUAGUGUUUUUUGAUAGAAGAACUUAACUCAAACCAUUUGUGAAACUUUCAAUCGGUUGAAUACCCAACUUUUCUAGAACCCGUCACCCUUAAACCAACCUUUUGUAUAGAAGACCCUACUUUUAUGGGAGAUUUGGUGAAGUUCAUUCUUUUAACCAGCCAAGUUUUACAUUCAACCAUCUCUUUAGGGAGUAUAGUUCAUUUCUCUUGGUGAUAUGCCAUUUGAUGUCAAGAACUUUUGUGAAAGAGAAACUUUUCAGUUUUGAUAAAAACAUUUUGGAAGUGUUUUCUCACACGAUGAUGUGCCUUGAUUUAUUCUUAGUACCUUCCAAGUGGAAGGUAGAAAUUUCAAGUUCUUGUUGUCCAUCGACGGAAGAGGAAAAUUGAAAAAAAUCCUGGAUUUGAGCAUUGAAGAAAAAUCCUAUGAAGUUGAGAAAGUCAAGACUAGGAAAUGCUAUUGACUCUGGCGAUCAAACGUCUGCAAGGAUUUAGCAAAAACAUAUCUUGACGGAGAAGCCAAAAUGCUCUAUAAGAUCUUGGCAGGUAGCAAAAUGAGAGUUGAGAGAUGGGCUCGGGGCUUGUGUAGUCGUUCCUCUGAGUCAAUAAUCGAGAGUACCGGGUAGGCAUAAAGGUGAUUUAUGUCUAUUUCGCGAAGAUAAUGACUUACGAACCUUUGGCUCGUUGAAAACCUGUAAGGUGAAGCGGGUUGGACACGUGACAAAGCUAUACAUAACCACCAAAGCGGUGGAGCUUCGUAGUAGCCUUUGGGGUGGUGAGGUAUUCCCUCAAAGGUGAAGGUCGGCCCAAAAAAAAAAAAAAUCAAACACAAGAAAAAAAGAUUGAAAGGCAAAAAGCCGAAUGCAAAAGAAAAAAAUGAAGAAAAAACAAGAAAAAAACAAAAUGUGUCUGCCAAGAGAUGAAAUACAUGAAGGCUGAACUCGCAAGAAUUGAAUGCGACAAUCUUUCGUGGAUGUACAAUUUUGGGGUCAAUAUCUGCUCCUUUUUUUGAUUAUCUAGGAUGUCGAGGAUGAUUCCUUUUUAUUCAUAUUCUGGAAAUUGAAAGACAUUUCCUCUAGAGAUUGGACAACAUUGAUGCGAAAUAAAACCUAAUGCUUGUAUGGUACUGAAAGUACACCAAGGUUAUAUUAUUUGCACAACACGAGCACUCAAGCCUAUGAGUUGAAUUGAUCAUUUUUUAACUAUUUCGAAAUUUAAAGUAAAAACUUGACGUCUCUUGUAUGUUUCUAGACUUCCUAGGCAUAGUAAAAACUAACCAAUCCCCUUUGGUCUUAAAAGUUUUUGCCCAUUUCAUUACCAAAUUUCUGGUCCUUCCUUGAAAUAGAUGAAACCCCUCAAACCUAGUCCAACCAUGCUGAGCGUGAUGAAUUAUCCAUCAUUUCCUGUUUAGUCCAUCUUAACUGCAUAACCCAAACUUAAUGUUUUUCUUUUCAAAAGCACUAGGUGAUAUUUUUCAAAAGUUCUUCGAAGUUGCAUAGCGGUAUGUCCUUGGCUUCACUUUUUUGUUUUUUGUGAGUUAUAUAAAUUUCAUCUGUUUCCUCUUUAUUCUUUGUUCCAUUCUAGCUGCAGUUAAAAUCUUUUUGGUAGUAUAGUUCUGUAAUAAAAGGAUUUUUAUUACAGCCGUAUUUUUAAACUGGCUCCACCCAUGUCUGUAUCCAUGCAUUUUUAUGUCAUCAAUCUAGGGCUUUUUUUUUUUUUAUUCCUUUCGAACUUGGCUGGUCCCUUUAUUUUUAUUUUAAUUUACAUGUGACUGGACAUGAUCCUUAAUUGUCUUUUGGUUGUCUUUUAUUUCCAAGAGGCGUCUACCUGGUGGAUGCUUGAUUUCUCAUUUUGGAUCUGAGAGCGUAUUUAGACAAUGCAGCUACAUCUCAAAAGCCAUAUGCUGUUUUGGAAGUUCUCCAUGAUUAUGUGAGGGAUACAGCUGGAAUGGUCACCACAAUAUUCAUUACUUAAGGUGUAGUGGGCUAUGACGAGAAUAUAAUCAGGGUCUCUCUAUCAGAUCUCAACAACCUGGAAUUGCUGCCACACCCCUAACUGUGCCUUUAUAAUCAGGCUGGUAAAGCAUCUAAUUAGGCUGCAUGAACUUAAACCAUGAGAAGAGAAUUCGUUUUGUUGAUACUCUAGCCAUCUAGAAUCUGCAAUACAGCAUCAAGCAUCAGAUGGAACAGACCUACACGCAAUGGUGCGAAAUUGGAUGAGGCUGCUGUUGACAAGGUCUUCACAAAGUCACUUCAAAACUACAUGAGUUGGUGUAACUAUUUGGGUAUUCAUCCUGCAUGGAACAAUCUGGAUCUCAGCAAGGAGAAGAAGAUAACACUGAUUUCCUUGUACUUCUUGAUCUGGGGGGAAGCUGCAAACAUCAGAUUCUUGCCUGAGUGCUUAUGUUACAUUUUUCAUCAUUUGUGAAGCCAUUAGUUUUGGAUGGAACUGCCAAAUCCCAUGAACUGUUUCUUGCUUAUGAUCAUAUUUCACUGUCAAAGCUUGAACCACCAUUGGUUCUGCAGGAGUUUGUGAACCAUGGUGGUGUACUUUUUAAAGUCUAUGUUGUUGGGGAGACCUUUAAGGUUGUGAGACGCUUUUCUUUGCCAGAUGUCGAACAGUCAAAUAAUGUUGGACUUGUUCCGCUUCCAAGGGUUUCUUUUACUGCAGCUUCAACUGUUGGUGCUUAUUUGGAUCCACACGUUUUAGACCUUCCUCCAUUUCCACUGAUUGAGAAACUUGCAGGAGAACUCCGCCAGAGGUUGGGUCUCCUACUGUUCAAUAUUGACAUAAUGCGAGAGCAUGGUUCUGGAGACAACUUUUACGUCAUUGACAUUAACUACUUCCCUGAAAUGGGAACCUUUAUCACCUCAACAGCACCAUGGGAGUUCAAUUGUUGAAGUAUAUCAGAUCAUAGAGGAGAUGCAACGGAUGCCUAGAACAUGACAAGGCUUUCUUCAUGCACUCAAUGGUAGACUUGGGAAAAGGAUGAACACCCUCUCGGUGCCACUAGAACUAGUGUGUUGUAUUUCACAGGCAGAUUUUUCUGACAAAAAAUCAUAUCUAAAAUUGCAGAAAAGGCAGGUUUGUGGUCUGUAGAUUCUUCAUGGUGUAGUUGUGAGAUCUUCUUUUCCAAUCUAGGAGUGAACUUUUGCUUUUUCUGUUUUUCUUUAGUAGUUAAAUAUACUAGAAGAGGACUGCGAUGCCAUACGUUGAGUCAGACAGUCCUUUUGACAAAGAUUGAAGAAUAUGAGGUAUUGCCCCUGCACUUGCAGGUGGUGAUCUUACAGGUGAUGUCUAUCACUAGGCAGAUG